AUGUGCAUACAAUCUAUGCAGAGUAGAAGAAUCCGUCACCUCAUGAUCAAAAUGUGUGGAGUCACGAGGCGCGUAGCGUAGAUAGAGAAAAGUCGGUAGAUGGAGCAAAAUCGGCACUUUUUAUGUUUUAACUAUAGUUGUCCAAAAGCUAGCAGGUUUGCUUUUUCUCUGCAAUUAAAAAUUGUCACACAUGAAAAGUUACUAGUGUAGAUGCCAACAAAUAUAGUUGUCAACUAACAAUUGUUAGUGUAGAUAGGGCUUAGUUCACCCAUGAAGUGCAUGCCCUGGUAAGCACUCAUCUCUGGUUACUGAAGUUCAUGCCAAUCAGCUUGUACUUUUCUUGCGUCCUUAUUGGCCUACUUUACAGAACCGUGAUCACGUGUUGCACUGCAUUAUUCUAUAAUCAAACUUCUCUGAAAUUAUGGGGGAGGGGGUGGGCAACAUAAGCAAAUAGAGCAAUGUGCCGUCAUUGAUUGUUUCGUUUGACACGAACCGUUCCGUUAGGGGUCCUCAAUUCGUUACUAGAGUCUUCAACAAUAUGCAUUUACGCUUGCUUACACUUGUCAGACAAGCAGUCCAAUAUUGCUGAUCUGUGGAAAAGCUAGCUGAAUAAUAUUGGACUGCUUGUCUCUCUGCUUCAUAAUAGUUAGCUCGUUUUGAAGAAACUGUUGUUUAACAUGGCAUCCUCGAUUCUCAAAGACAGAGAGUAUUACAAGAAAAGCUUAGAAGCAUUUCUAAGAAAAAGCGACGAAGGUGUCAAAGAUCGAGAACUCAUAAGCAAGCAUCUUCCAAGUGUUGUGAGAAAGAUGAUUCAUCGAGAUGAAAACAGAGCGGAAUUGAAUAUUUUGAGCGUUGGAUGUGGAGAUGGUUCAAUGGAUCGCUACAUCGUUAACGUAAUCCAAGAUGAGCUACGUAAACACAAGACACAGAAGAGCACCAAGAUAUUCACUUGUGCAAUAGAUCCCAGCGAGGAGUCGGUUAGUGAGUACAAAGCCUUUCUCGACAAAACAGGUGAACAAGUCGCUUCCACUGUUAAACAACAGACAUUUCAAGAGUACAAACAAGAACAAAUGCAGAAUGAGCCACAAGAAAAACAAUUCGACAUUGUGCAUUUUAUCCAUAGCAUCUAUUACGCUGAUCCCAGCGAAGCCCUUAGUUUUUGUUUCGAAAAGCUUUUACAUGAGAAUGGUACCUUGCUUUGUAUUGUUGAGGGGUGUGAUCGUAUUCUUAACGCAGUCAUUGGCAGGUCGGUUCCGGUGAAACAAGUAAGUAAUGACCCUCGAUUUGACUCAUACGCACAAGAAAUCACGCAGAUCGCCAAGAAACGAGGAUUGAAGGUGGAUCUCCACAUGCAAGAAUAUUCCCUUGAUGUUACUGAAGUCUUGGAUGAGAGUUCAGUAGAGGGGAAUUUAGUUCUUGAUUUCAUGACCCAAGUGAAAGGAUUCCGUGCCUUAACGGAGAAUGUUCACGAGAUCUUAAGUCUCAUUGAAGAACUGUCGAGCAUCAAUGAGGAUGGACAACGGUUGCUUAAAAGAAGCGAUGGGAUCAUUUUCCUCUCAAAGAACUGACUAAAUUUUCAAUUUGUUAGAAAAAAACGAAAUUCAUUAGUGCUAUUAACAUAAUUAACGACUAUCAAUAAGCCAUCAAUAGAACAGUCAUCAAUAUUAUUUGACUUUUAUUUGUCCGAUUCAAACAAACAUUUAAAAAAAUCAGGCGUCUCUACAGGCGCGUGUCCAUGCACCUGUUCAUGUGAGAGAUAACUUUAAUUAUAGCAGGCGAUCAAAGCAAUAAGAUAUACGCUGUAAAUAAUCGCGAAACGAUAUUACAAGGCAAAAAGUAACCCAUCUAUAUUUCUGCGAAGGAGAGUGCAUAUUUUGAAAGCGUCUAUGCUUUGAAAUAAUACAGAGAAAAAAUGUUUA
Molecule: messenger RNA, 1919 nt
Organism: Nematostella vectensis (starlet sea anemone)
Lineage: Eukaryota; Metazoa; Cnidaria; Anthozoa; Actiniaria; Edwardsiidae
Product: histamine N-methyltransferase
Exons: 1
Coding region: 678-1568 (296 amino acids)
Source: RefSeq, a predicted model, not a curated record